CUUGUCCACUGUCCGAAGCCUGACGUGGUGUGCUCCACUACCACCAAAAGUUAACCAGGUGCUAAGCCACUGAGCCACUCAUCAUUCACCUUUAGAGGCGCCUAAUACCAGCAACAAGCAACAAGCUUCCUUCAUUCAACUUCGUAACAAUAGGCAGGCAAUAAUCAAAUCAUCAGACUUACCAAGCCUCCCCUCGUCAUUCCUUGUUCAUUCAACCACUCACAACAGCAAUACCACGCUCUACCCAUUUCUGCAUUCUCGUAGUCGGGUUUUCUAGAAUCUGGUUUCACUAGACUGCUGCGUUCUUUUUUACGUAGUUGAUCGUGCACUACUGUUGAGAGUGACGAUAAUUAUUCCUGGCCGAUAAGACAAACCCCAUCGAGUCUCACCAUCGACUACCCCCUCCGACCGUCUCUCCUCUACCUAGAUUACCCUAUCGGCUACAGUCCUUACAGCGACUCUUGAAAUUAUUCAUCUAGAUUUCCCUACUACCGAACGACCAUGGCUUCUCGAGCAGGGCCUGCAGCUAGAGGCGGUAUGGGUGGCCGCUUUGCGCAGUUCAAGUUAGUGUUAUUAGGAGAGUCUGCGGUUGGAAAGAGUUCUAUAGUCCUGAGAUUCGUCAAGGACCAAUUUGAUUCAUACCGAGAGUCUACCAUCGGCGCGGCCUUCCUAACACAAACUAUCUCCUUAGACGAAAACACUACCGUUAAGUUCGAGAUCUGGGAUACUGCCGGUCAGGAACGAUACAAGUCUCUCGCGCCUAUGUACUACCGAAAUGCAAACUGCGCCGUCGUCGUCUACGAUAUUACUCAAUCUUCUUCCCUCGACAAGGCCAAGGCUUGGGUUAAGGAAUUACAAAGACAAGCGAACGAGAACAUCAUCAUCGCCCUUGCAGGAAACAAGUUGGAUUUGGUGAACGAGCAACCUGACAAGCGAGCGGUCUCAACUGCCGAUGCGGAAGCGUAUGCGAAUGAGGCAGGAUUGUUGUUCUUUGAGACUUCGGCAAAGACGGCAGAGAAUGUGCGAGAACUAUUCACCGCCAUUGCGAAGAAGUUGCCUCUCGACCAGGUUAGCCCUCGACAUACUAGGCCAGGACAACGACCAGGUGGUGUGAGUUUGGCACCGGAAGGCGCGAAUACACAAUCAGGAGGGCCUUGCGCGUGCUAGAAGCGUUUACGGAAUCUACUGAAUCUUGCUGGGGCCUGGUGCAACGAGGAAUUAAGAAUCCCUCGAAUGAUACUGAUCCUUCUGGUACUGGGCUAGUUGCUCAAUCUUGUUCCCUUCUUCUCAUGGCUCAAAUGUGAAGCUGGGGCGCAUAGGCUCAGCCGGAUAUUGGGCGCGUACACGACCGGUGACAUUACGACCUUCGGACCACAACCCCCAAGAGAGACUGGACGUGUUUAGGACGCAUGAGGGCGGGCGGUGUGGAUGCCUGGGUGUAUAUUUCAUGGGAGUUUCCAGGAAGGAUGGCAUAUGUUUUUUAAUACCUGACUUUUGUUUGUUGAUCGAGUUCUCGCAGUAUAGGCUUGGCCGCUAGGUGCAUGACGGUCACGAGGGCUGGUGUAGAGUGGUCUGCAUGCGAGUCGGAAUGAGCUUGGACUGAGACUGAACGUUGCCCUGCUAUACAGCACGACGAGUAAUGCAAUAGAGAAUUAUCUUUUUUUACGAUGAGGGAUGAGUUUAUCAUGAGUAUGAAUAUGAGAAUCGGCGUGUCACUGUUAGUUGUUAUGUGAUACUGCAUGAGUGCUGACAGUUAUGCAUUGUGUGAUACGAAAACUAUAUAGCUAGCCCAUUUCACAAGUCAAAAUGCAUAUGGACAUAUUCAACUAUAUGAACAGAG
This is a messenger RNA of Annulohypoxylon truncatum, 1840 nucleotides long. RefSeq names its product putative GTP-binding protein ypt5. The record is from RefSeq and is a predicted model, not a curated record. The transcript is spliced from 5 exons. NCBI's taxonomy places the organism in Eukaryota, Fungi, Ascomycota, Sordariomycetes, Xylariales, Hypoxylaceae. Gene Ontology annotation, molecular function: GTP binding; GTPase activity. The coding region runs from base 502 to 1167 and encodes 221 amino acids.